AUGGUGAUUGGCGUUAGUAAUAUACUCGACUGUCUCGAGUUAAAUACGCCGUUUCAUAAACGUGAUAUAGAAGAAUUAAUUCGUAAUCAACGUCAAAAUACGAUUGACACAAAUCCAUCAAGUCAACUUCAUCAUCUUAUAAUUGAUGUUGAUACAACAUUAGAACGUCUUUAUGGUGGUUUUUAUCCAGAUUGGUUAGCUGGUGGUGAAUGGUCACAUCUUUAUUCUUAUGUAUUAUCAUUACUUAAAACAUGUCAAGAAUUAUCGCUAUGUCUUAUAUUCUGUUUCGAUGGUACGAUCUAUCGUUGUGGACAAUCUCAAUGGUAUUAUGAACAAAUUCAACAACGAAAAAAAGUUAAUCAAAUAUUUAAACAUUUAAAACAAAAUAAAUCAGGUUUACCACGUCAUCAUCUAUGGUUAUCUCCACCUUCAUUUCAAUUAUGUUUAAGAACAAUUUUACGUGAAUUAAAUUCUCCACAUUUAAUUAUGUAUCAAACAUGGGGUUAUGGACAAUGUCAACAUCAAGAACAAGUGAAAACAUAUGCUAAACAAUAUUAUCAAAGUUUAAUUGGAAUUGUAUCAUCUGAUAUUGAAUUUUUAUUUUCAACAAAAUUAGAUGAAAAUAAUAUUUUAUUAAGAUAUUUUUCCUCAAAACAUUUUAAAUUAUCAUUAAAAGGAAAAUUAACACUUGUGGAAAUUAAACUAAGCCAAUUAAAAGAUAAAUUUUCUCUUGAUAAUAAACAAUUUUCUCUUCUUCUAUCAUUAUUAGGUAAUCAUAUUUUAUCCGAUAGUGAUUUAAUACAUUUUCAUACUGAUCUACUGCAUGAUCAAGAUUUUACAACACCUUCAUCAAAACGUAUUUUAACUAAAACUAAUGGAACUGUUUCAUCUUCAGUUGACGAACCGUCUAUAUCAGAAAAUAAAACGGACAUAUGCUCUCCUGAUAAUAAUACUCUUGAUACAAGUGAAGAUCAUCAACAAACAUCACCAGUACAUUUUCCUACACAAUCACGUUCUAACGGAACUAAUUCUUCGAUUAAUUCAACAGUUGAUCAACUUAUUCCACGACUUAUUGAUUAUAUUAAAAAACAAAAUAUUGAGAAUGAUAUCGAUUUUAAUUUUAUUACUAGUCAAGUUUUUAAGCAUUUAACAGAUGAUGAAACACGUAAAGUUAAAACACAAUUAUUAAUUGAUUCAUAUGAAUAUUAUUUAAAAGCACUUAUCGAAAGUCAAUCAGUAACAGAUUCAAAUGAAACAACAGAUACUUCUACAACGUCUUUCUCUUCUAAUUUUUCUUCUAGUCAAGUACCAGUGAACAAGUCAGAUGAUAAUUUAAUGUUAGAAAAUUGUUCAGGAGUGAAUAUUGAAGUAGUACGUACUGCUUUUAAUUUACAUAAACAAGGCUUAAUGAUGCCAUGGAUCUUUCAAUGUCUUUAUAAACAUGAAAUAACUUUUCCAGUAACAAUUGAACCAGAAAUGUGCAAUACAAUUCCAAGUGUUUGUGAGUUUUAUCGUCCAAUACGAAAAUAUCUUUAUUCAAUUUUAUUCGAUAAUAAUACAAUAAUACGUGAACAAGUUUAUAAUAGUGAACAUGGAUCUUAUUUAACAGAAAUUUUAUGUGAACAAUUACCAUUAAAACCUACAAUUGAACAACUUUGGUUUGGUACAAAUCCAGAUGAAGAUCGACAAUUACGUAUGAAAACACUUCUACAAUCAUUAUAUUAUUGUGAUUUACCGAAAAUUUAUUCAAUUUCACAUGAUUAUUUUCUUUUUACUUGUAUAUUACGUUAUAUAUAUAUGGAAUUUUUUCGUUAUUCAUCUACAUCAGCUAUUUUACAUACAUAUGAAUUAAUUGCAUUUAUUUCUCAAGCUGUUUUAAUAACAGAAUUACAACCUAAACCAUUAAUGAAUUUACAAUCAACUAAUUUUUCUAAUCAAUAUGAUCAUAUACAAAUAACAAAUUAUGAAACUCGUCCAAUACAAUUGGCACAUUUAUUUAUGCGAGGUUUUGAAACAAUUAUAUUUGCUAAUGAAGUAUGUGGCGCACCAAUACAUCCAAAAUAUUGUUGUCCAUCACAUUUUUUCAAUGGAAAAUUAUUUCAUCAGAAAUAUUUACAAGCUCAAUAUUAUCAACAAAAUCAUGAUUUAAUGAUGAUCUUGUGUGAUGGAAAUGUGCAUUGCGCACAAGUUGCUUCACAAUUACUUGAUGCUGUACUCGAUCGAACACUCAGUGAUAAUUCUCAUCAUACUCCAAUGCAACAACAAUAUCAAUAUGUUGCAGUACCACAACAACAGCAGCAACAACAACAACAACGUGUGUUAAAAUAUCCAUCUCGACAAGUACAAGCACAAACACUUUUAGCAAAUUCUACACGUCCGCCUGUGCGCACUAAUAUUAAACAAUUAACGACAAAUAAUUUUAAUAAUCAACAACAAACACCUUUAACGAACUAUCGUCAACAACAACAACCACCACCACCAGUUAAACAAGCCGGUCACAUGAGAAAUGGUGGAACAAAAAAUAAUAAUAAUGCUACUCCAUUCAUUAAAAAAACUCAUCAACAAUCAACAAAAUUUAAUAUUCAUACACCAACAAAUAUGAAUUUUGUAUCACAACCACAACCACCACCACAACAACAACAUUCAUUAUCAGUUGAUCAAUGGGCUAUUCCAGUAACGCCAACAAUACCUUCAAAUCAUUUAUCGAUGCAAACACAACUUCACCAAUCUUGUGCAAUAAAUAAUAUGCAACCUAUGUCUCUUCAACAUCAGCAUUCAUUAAAUAAUAAUUUUAUCAAUCCUCUUGAUGAGCAAUUCGUUCAUCUUCAAAUUCAUCCACCAUCUGUUAUGGCAGCGCCAACACCAAUUCAAUAUUCUCAUCCAACACCAAUGAUAAAUCCCCAUAUCCCAAUAGCAACAUAUAGUCAUCCUCACCCUCAUCCAUCACCCUAUACGAUUCCUAAUGGUCCAUUAUUUUAUCAACCAUCACCAUCAUUAUCAACAGGUAAUUUUCAACAACCUAUAGUAACACCAUAUCAUCCUCAUCAAUCUCAAAUGUUACCCGGUCUUCCACCGCAUGCACCUAUUGCUCCACAACGAACAGUUAAUUUUACAACAACAAUUCCAACAAAUACUAAUACUAAUAAUUAUCAACAACAACACCAACAACAAUCACAACGUCUUUCACCAAAUUCAAUUCAAGCACAAGAAAUGAAUAUACAAGAAUUACAACAACGUAUUCUUGAACAACAAAAACAUCAACCAACACCAAUAUUAAUUCAACGGCAAAUAAAUAGAAUACCAACUAAUGAUUAUACCCCAUACGAUAUUCAUCGAUCAAUGUCAAAUAAUGGAAUUGCAAUACCAAUACAAUCAUGUCAUCAUCCGUCCAUGAUUGCCGAACAUCAACAACGACUUCAUGGUCAUUGA
Adineta steineri is the source of this 3429-nucleotide messenger RNA. NCBI's taxonomy places the organism in Eukaryota, Metazoa, Rotifera, Eurotatoria, Adinetida, Adinetidae. The record is from the annotation of a GenBank genome assembly.